Messenger RNA from Thlaspi arvense, 378 nucleotides. The record is from the annotation of a GenBank genome assembly. NCBI's taxonomy places the organism in Eukaryota, Viridiplantae, Streptophyta, Magnoliopsida, Brassicales, Brassicaceae.
AUGGCGAAUUUGAUGAUGCGAUUACCAUGCAGCUUGAGGAGCUUCUCCGUUUCGGCUUCUUCAUCGAACGGUUCGCCGCCGAUGGUCGGAGGAUCUAGCGGCGGUGCAGGGCCGAUGAUCGUGGAAUUGCCGCUGGAGAAGAUACGGAGACCGUUGAUGCGAACAAGGUCCAACGAUCAGAACAAAGUGAAGGAGCUCAUGGAUAGCAUCCGAGAAAUCGGUCUUCAAGUUCCGAUCGAUGUGAUUGAAGUUGAUGGAGCUUACUAUGGCUUCUCAGGUUGUCACAGGUACGAGGCGCAUCAGAAGCUAGGGCUCCCAACUAUACGCUGCAAAAUUCGCAAAGGAACAAAAGAAACACUAAGGCAUCAUCUUCGAUGA